Molecule: messenger RNA, 3960 nt
Organism: Cottoperca gobio
Lineage: Eukaryota; Metazoa; Chordata; Actinopteri; Perciformes; Bovichtidae
Product: circadian-associated transcriptional repressor-like
Exons: 6
Coding region: 203-1504 (433 amino acids)
Biological process (GO): circadian regulation of gene expression; negative regulation of DNA-templated transcription
Cellular component (GO): nucleus
Molecular function (GO): RNA polymerase II cis-regulatory region sequence-specific DNA binding
Source: RefSeq, a predicted model, not a curated record
CAUGUUGACGCUCGUAAAGUGCCGAGAGAAAGAGCUAGCAAAAACACAAACAGCCGACCGGGCGUUGUGUGUGUGUGAGAGAGAGAGAGAGCUGAGGCUGGUCGCCCCGAUGCUGCUCCUGCUACGGAGUGUGUAUUGACGGAUCUGUCGUGUCAAAGCAGGAGAUAGAGCUGUUAACGAUCGUUUCUGACAGCUGCUGUUAAUGUCUCACAUUACUGAAGCAAUGCAGUCCCAGGGCAGCACUUCCUCUCAGCCCUCCUUCGAUUCCCUGAGCUCCAGUGACAGCCUUUUGUGCAGCGACUCGGAGCAGGCCGAGGACGACACAGACGUCUUCCUGACGGACGGCUCUUCUGUCAUUAUCGGGGGCGGGACGAAGGCCAAUGGAGACAGAGGGUCGGAGAGUCCCGGGUCCCAGUGGACGUGCGACGGCUUCACAGAUAAAGAGGAAGAGGAGGAGUCGUACAGGUCGGAGAACGGCGACAAGGCAGCUCGCAUCAGUUUGGAAGAGACCGAUCCUACAAAACAGAUUCCAAAAUCACAGGGAGACCUGCAGUUUGCGCAGAAGUGUGCUGAGCUACAGGGUUUUGUCAGGCCCCUGCUGGAGCUGCUGAAUGGACUGAAGAGGGGUCGAUUCGAUCAAGGUUUAAGUAGUUUCCAGCAGAGCGUCGCCAUGGAUCGAAUCCAGAGGAUCGUGGGUGUUUUACAGAAACCAAACAGCGGGGAGAAGUACCUGAACACUCUGCUCCAGGUGGAGAUGAUGCUGAAGCUGUGGUUUCCGCAGAUCGCCUCCCAGUCUAUCUCUGCAACCUCCAACAUCGGCGUAUCCCUCGCUUGCUCCCUCCAAGACACUUCCAACGCCACCCCACCGCACAAGCACAGGGAUCAGUCACACAUUCCUGUCAAGAAGCGAAGACUCAGCUGGACAGGUACGGACUCCCCGACACCUUCCCCAGUGCUUCUCAAGUGUCCUCGUAUCUGUGCGGAAGAGAAGAGUGUGAAGCAGGAUCGUGAUGGAAAGGACAGCCCUCCUUCUCCAUCAUUGGCACCUGAUGCAAACCAAAAUUCACCAGAUGCGGCUGGAAACAAACAGUUAAAUGAGGACACAAAGGGAAAGGACAGUGACGGCAAACAAUUGAAAUACAAAGCAGGUCAAAGCUCCGAGCCGAGCCUGACGUGGGUUCACGUUGCCCCCAUCCUGUCCCCACGAAAGGUCUGCCCUUCGCACGAGGGCACAACAGUGGUGGGUAACAAUGAAAACCAGCCCGUCACUGCCGUCCGCCCACCCAGAAGGAGGGGCAGUCUAAAUACUCAAGACGGCUCCAUUACUUCUACAUCAGUCAAGAAGCACCCCAAAAAUCUGAAGAAGCCAAUCGGGUGCCAAAGCCAGCCUAUUGCUGGACAACAGAGUGAGAGUGCUACCGGCGAGACAUGUCGGGGUCAAAUUGAGCCUCCUCACGUCACGCUUACUCCUUUGCCCGUGUGCCCCGCCCGCUUGGAGACUUGAUGCAUUGAACAGGAAAAAGAGCCGGCAGCUUUGCUUUUUCACACCACCAGGCUAAAAGCUGCUGUGAGGAAGAAGGGAAGAUGCAGAAGGUGAUUAUAGAUGCAUUAAAAGGGAGGAAGGGGAGGAAAGAAUUAUAGGUGAUAAAUGUUGAAGAUCAUGCAUUAACCCUCCUAUAAACCACAACAGGACAUAAUGUGUUUUUAAAUUAGUCAAAUUUUUUGAGUUGAUAAUCACAACUACAUAAUAAUCUUAACCUGUGCACAAAAGCAGUUGUGGUUGAGGGGGAUGGGGGAGAACACCUUAAACUGUAAUGCCAUUUACAGUUUAUUGAGUAAUGAUCAAAAGGAGAGAUUUGGAAGAAUUUUCGAGGAACAAAUGAUAGUUUUUCCUCAGCACGAAAGCAAUCACUAUAUUCAAAGAUGACUGGCAGACACUUGGUCUGAAAUUGGAAAAGCUGAUGUCAAUAUUCAGAAUGAAAGCUUCCGAGGUUUAUUGUGAUGAGGUAACUUUAAUCCAGAGUGAGUAAAACAGGGUGAGCUGAAUUUUUAAGCUAGUCACGUUUUGACGUUACAUUCACUUGUAGAUAGAAUUGAGGCAUCUGGCUUGAAGAGCAAACGUGACGGUGAAGUCAUUGGAAAAAUCUUGUAGCUAGAGAUGUGAGAAAUACAAUGUACAGAACGCAGCAUUAUACCGUACGUGUGGUGUGUUAGAAUCAUGGGAGACUGUGGAGAAAAUGAUGUCAUCAAUUCACGAAUGUAAUCCAAGAACUGUCUGAGCACAUGACAUGGAGAGGUGUGUCAUCACAGCAAUCAGAGGUCAACUUCUCUCGUCAUGCUGUGGAUUAGUUUCUGCCCGGUGCUCGACUGCAGACUGACCGGCAAUCGGUGUCCAAGAAAAUCCAAGAAAGACUUUUUUUUAAAAGACGAGCCGGAGAAAAAACAAGGACCACUCAAAGACAUGCGACUCUCGAGUCCCACAGUUAAUUUAUUCAUGUGUUGAUCGGACACUGCAUUUAUUUAUUGUUUUAUUUAUUGGGCAGCUGAAUAUCGCCUGCUGUGCUCCUGCACAGUUUGGCCUACAAUUGUUUUUGAGGAGAUUGGGAAGAUGCUGUUGACAGUUUGUGGUUUUUAUUUCUAUCAAGGGGAGAGAAAAAAAAAAAGAAACCAGAAGGAAGUGAAAUGUUAUGAUUGGACUACUGUGCCUUUUUACCAAAUAGGAUGUGUUCAGAAAAGCAUUUGGUGCUUUCAGUGCAUUCACACUGCGUUUUUGAUUGUUUGCUUGUAUUUCACAAAACCAGUACAAAUUCAAUCAUGACAGCCUACAUGUAGUCAUUUUCAUCUUGCUCCUAAAGUUACACACAGCAUCCAAACCUACAGUAUCAUCAACUAUCUAACUAAUAUUCAGACAUCUACAGUUACAUAAACUGCCUACAUCUUCAACCUUUACACACUUACACACUAACACACACACACACCAACAGCAGUGGCUACUAUUUGUCAUGUAGUAUUAUUACAGUGUAGCCUUCCUUUGGAGCUUUUACUUUGGUGCUCUUGAAAACUUGAAAAAUAACAGAAAUAAUAAAUGUAAGUAAAUCUGUAUUUGCACCACCCUCUACUGCUGCUAUUGUUCUGAUUCCAGUCCUAAUUUAGAUGUUUGAUAGGAAAGAUCUGGAUCUGCUCACAAUAUUCUUCUAAAAGUAGAAGGGGUUUUAGUGAUGUGAUUGGAUUUACCUAUAUUGCAAAAGUAUUGUAAAUAUUUAGACUAAAAUAUUUUUAAAUUGGUAUGAGUGGUUCAUACACUAUUUACAGAAAUAAAGAGGUUGGAUAUCCAUGUACCUGUCUUUUCCAAAAAUAAAAAACGCCACACGUGAACACAGAGCCACUGGCAGCCUCCAUUUUACUGCCUAUGUUUGUGGAAUAAGGAGUGUGUACAAACCCUCAGUCACAGACCCAGAGUCAGACCGUCUUACCUCAUCCCGUCUUCAAACAUGUCGGUACGAUGUGCCAGACGCUGACUCUCGAUAAGGGGCUGGGGGAGGGGGGAGCGGGGAGGGGGGGGGGGUCCUCUUCCCCACUCCUGUUUUUAUAUGGUUGUGGUAUGACAGAGAAACCAAUUGCACUUAUUUUUCAUUCUUUGUCCUAUUUUCAUGUGUUUUCUACUGCAGCGACCACUGCUGAUUGGUCAGAAAUAAUGUCUUUAUUUUAGCUGCCUUUUUUUCUUCCUAAACUGUAAAAGCUGACUGUAGUUCCCUCCUCGCCUCCCCUCCCCUCCCCUCCCCCACUCUGCUGCAUUCAUCUGCCCUUGCCCUUCUCUCCUUCAUCCCCCUCAAUCCCGUUAGUAUCUUUUCUUUCUUAACUAAACCCUGUCUUUGUCUCACCCCAUCUUUACAUACUAUUACUCUUCUGGCUACUUUUUCAAUAAUGAUGAACAGGAAAAAAAUCUUUUAAUAAAUUACA